Molecule: messenger RNA, 4198 nt
Organism: Petromyzon marinus (sea lamprey)
Lineage: Eukaryota; Metazoa; Chordata; Hyperoartia; Petromyzontiformes; Petromyzontidae
Source: RefSeq, a predicted model, not a curated record
GUACAGCCGUUUCAAUACGGGCAACAAAUUAUUUGUUUCUGUUUCUCCCUUGUGAUGGGACUUUGCAGGAUGAACGUUGCGAUUUAGAAGGGGCACGGGUGGCCAAUAAGGCCUGAAUUAGUCUGUAACAAGGUAGACACUGAUAAGCAGUUGACAGAUAUGGUGUUGUCGCUGCCAUUCAAUUCGCUCAACGCGUAAGGCCGCGAACAAAUCCAGGUUGGGUGUCCACGAAGCCGGUGCCAUGUUGUGGGAAAGUCAACGGUGACCGAUUCCGUGGUUAGGCUGCUCCCCUGCCACGCUAAUGUGGCAUUACAAUCACUGGCUCGGGGGCUCUUGCUGCCGCACGCCGUGCUAAAGUGGCAUUACAAUCACUGGCUCGGCUGUGCUGCCCCACGCUGGGCUAAUGUGGAAUUUCAACCACUGGCUCUGCCAGGGCCUAGGUGCACUGCAGUUUCAGUGUAGUCGCUGUAGACACACUUAUCGCAUCGUGACUGCACCGUGCGAUCGGUUGCGAUGCGUCUAAGCCAUGGGGUAUUUUUGUUGCAGUUGCAUGUAAUCGUAUGUGACUAGUUGGCCCGUGGCCGCCUUAGCGGUCACUAAAAGUUAUGUGCUGCGUGCUGCUCGUUUUUUUAUUCUAUGCUUAAACCUAGAGGUCAGCAACAAAAAAUAAGCAGAGCCAUUUUUCUAUUUGGUAAAAAACCCCUAAAUAUUUCAAGAGCCGCAAUGCCAUAUGAAUAUGAGACGGUGGGCCCAUAAUAAACAACUGUCACAAAGGAGCCCUUAAAGGGGCCGCAUGCGGCUCCGAAGCUGAUGAUUUUCCGACCCCUGGUUUUAACCUGAAACGGGGAAGUUGAACCCCACUUGUUAGACCCCAACCCCCUUAUUCUCGGCUCCACUACCCGUCCAAUUAUCAGAGCAUGUCUUGUUAGCAUGUUCACCACAAGUACGUGAGGUUAAUGCAGACUUCAUUCCUUGCAAAAUGUUUCUAUUUGGUGUUUGAACAUCUUAACAUCUCUUUUAUAGCCAGAAAGAGUAACACCUAGUCUUAUUUUUUCAUACUUUACAUCCAUUUGGUAUAAAGUGGUACUUUUAUAAUGCUACAGGUAUAUUAGCAAGGAGUGGUUUGUAACAGAAUGGGCCAUACUGGAAGAGAUCCUGUAACUAAUUACGUAGGAAAUUUAAAUACCGUUCAAUGUCAUUACGUACAUUCAAUGGAUUAUACAGUGACAACAAAAUUGAUCGCAACAUGGCAGUUAUAGCUACGUAUCUACUCCAUAUAUUUCAGUUCGUGUGUGUUUUUAUAACUAUGCUUACUGUAAUUGUUAUUUUUCAUAAUUGCGAUAGUACUGUAACUAUGCGAUGGCAUUGCUUAUGUGGCUAAGUUUGUGUGCAAGUUGUGUGUGUUUGGUGUUCACAUCAUACUAAUCACCGUGAAUGAUAAUUUAUUUUUGAUCGAGCACCUUUUGACGAUGGGUCGUCUCAGACCGCUUUACACACGAUAAUCGAUUUCUUUCUUUCGUAUAGCUGCUGAUGUAGAAGCAGAGCAACAACUACAAUUUCACAUUCAGGUGGUCAAGCCAGAUUACUGCAUUGGAUAAUGUAAUCUCAUCCCAUCUCAAACUUUUGAAAUGGCACCCCCAGUGGAACCUGUCCCUGUGGACACAAGGUGACAAGCACCUAGCUUGCAAAUCAAAUAUAUAUUUCAAAAAAUAUGUUAAUCCCAAUUGAGUAUUUUGUGGGUAAUUUCUCUCGAAUUUGGACCGAUACCAGCACAAAUGGCCUCGUUUCGAAUGACGUUUGGGGAUUCUUUCACGUCGACUGUAGCUUAUAUAUCUGCAGUAAUAACCAAGGCGGCCGCCGGCCUCAAACCACGAACCUCUGCAGCAAGCGGUGCUGGGCCACGUCAUUGUUGACUAUAUUGAAAUGAGCUUCUUGCCUGUGCAGUGCAAGGAGACGAUGGUGCACAGUUGAUCAUUGUGGGUGGCCAAGGAGAUGGAGUGGCCACUGGACCUGGCAAAUGUCCUCACCUCCUCGUCAGCCAAAGAGCGGGACAUCGAGGCAUUCCCGGUGAUCUCAGCCAGUGACCCAGAUGCUUCCUUCAUCUUCCAGCCACAACAGAUUAGUUUUGGAAAAGACAACCCGUUUUUUGAAGAUGGGGAUGUUUAUCGCCACAUGUACAUACGAGAUGCUCUAAGCAGCUAUGAAGAGGACAUCGAAUCGACUAAGGUGGAAGCUUUUGGAUGCCACAUAGCAGCCUGUGGGCAGGUGUUUGAUACACUGGCAAGCUACGACCACCAUUACAACGCAGCACACAGGCACGUGUGUAUGACGUGCCACCGCUCGUUCCCCUGCGGCCAUCUGCUGGAGGUGCAUAUCUCAGAGUGGCAUAACGUCCUCUUCGAUGUCAUGGCUCAACGGCAGAACAUGUACCGAUGCCUGGUGGAGAGCUGUGGAGAAAAAUUUGCGACGACCAAGCAUAGGAAGCAGCACCUGAUCAAGAUUCACAGCUACCCCUCCGACUUUCGCUUUGACCAACCUGCCAAAGGCCCCAAGCUCUCUAAAACAACUAAGCAAAUGCAGCCAAGCAAACAUGUAUCAGGGGUUCCAGGUGGCUGUGAAGGAAUGGACGAGAUUCCAGUUGAGGCCAUGGAUGUAUGUUCCGGCGGUGAUAGUGAGGUCUUAACCCCAAGCCCCGCCACCCGACACAACAGAGUACCUCAAACUAUCUGUUUUGGACAUGGCUCAGCGAGAACCUUCCAGCGAGGAAAGAAGAAGAGAUGACUGCUGUCCUUUUGCCUUGGCAGUUUUCUCGAACAAAACACCUUGCUUACAUUUUGUGUCCGUGUAUUUCCAGUGAUUUUAAGGAAUCAAUGUUAAUUAUGUUCUCAUACUUGCAGUUUGACAACAUUUGUGUUAUUAAUAAAGGCCUGCAUUGAAUGAUUGGCUCUGCUUUAAGUUAAUAAAAUACAGUCUUUAAUUUAUAUAUUUAAAUGAAUCACCAUUAAUCAAUUGUCAUUAGCAAACAAGCAAAGAAUAAGAAAUGGAAGCAGUGAUGAUAUUUUAUAACCUGACUUAUGGAUUAAGACUGAAGGAGGUGGUCAAAAGAUGCAUUCCUGAAAUCACUUGCUGAUGCCACUGCUGCUGGAAGGGCUUCUGGGGAGCCCCCUCUAGAUGGUAUUUUGAACUUUUCCACACUGGACAGAUGUUUUGGAGGUCAGAGUCUUCUUCUUUCGUAUGGAUUGCAGAUUAAAGAUGUAAUUUGAGAUGUUAUCCACUCAGUUGUUCAGAAGCGGAGUGUAUCUUGUCCAUUCCUCCUUUAAAGGAGUAAAGACAACAGCAGCGGCCGAUUGUUUACGAUUUGGUCGAUGGUUUGGGAUUCGUGGCCACACUCGCAGGCUGCCGAAUCUUUAAUGCGCCAUUUGUGCAUCGGGUGGCUGCAUUGCCCCUGCCCGCUCCUAAUUCGGUUGAUGGUUGACCCUUGGCGGCGUGGAAGGUUGAAACCGGGAGGUCGGAGUACCCACACUACACCACACACAACCUGCCAAUCGACUAACUGUGGUGUACACAUAUAUACUGAUGGGAGGACAGAGGGAUUUCAUAAACUUGCUCAUUGUUUCAACUGCCGUGCCUGGAGAUGAAACCGGCGACCUCUGGGUUGAUAGUCCAGUGUACUAACCAAUAACACCAUGGCAGCAUCCAGUGCAUGCUGGGAGAGUAGGCUAACACCCACUCUAAGUGGGUUCUAUAGAGCUCUUGGCCUUUCCACCAGCAGUGAAUGAAGAAAUUGCAGGGCUGCACGUUCAUAAAUAGCUUGAGUAUAUAUUUUUUGUAUAUGGAAUGUUCAAACAGUUGUGAUUUUUGAAGACAUUGCAAGUGGUGUGGAAUCGGUCAAUACACAUUAAUAUUUUAACAUCUUUGGAACUAUUGCAGCCAUUCAUAAACAAUGUUUUUGAUAUGCCUGCAAAAUUUAACAUUUUACACCCUGACAACAUUUCAAUGCUUGUGCUGGCUUCAACUUUUUAAUUACCCACAAUUUAUUUUUCAAGUACAGUUAUUUAUUUUUAUUUCUACAAAUUUCAUUGUAUUGCACACAAUACUGCAGAUGCCAUUUUUUAUCAUUCUGAUGUUGAUGAGCAUGGCAUUAAACUUAAGAGCAUAAUUGUCUUGGCCACUAACAUCUCUUGAUGUAAUCCAAUAU